Messenger RNA from Angiostrongylus costaricensis, 768 nucleotides. The record is from the annotation of a GenBank genome assembly. NCBI's taxonomy places the organism in Eukaryota, Metazoa, Nematoda, Chromadorea, Rhabditida, Metastrongylidae.
AUGUUCUUUAAAUGGACCGUUCUGUGUAUUUCACCUUACGAUUUAUUCAAUUUCAGUAUGGGUCGUGAAGAUACACGGAUCUAUGUGGGAAACUUGCCAUCAGAUGUCCGCGAGAAGGACAUUGAGGACAUUUUCGCCAAGUACGGAAAAAUUCGUUUCGUCGACAUCAAAGGCGGGCGUGGACCACUUUACGCCUUUGUUGAGUUCGAAGAUUAUCGAGAUGCCGAAGAUGCCGUGCGAGGAAGAGACGGAUACGAUUUUGAUGGGUGCCGCAUUCGCGUGGAGUUCACACGUGGAGUUGGUCCACGUGGACCAGGAGGUCGUCCGAUGAAUCCGGCAUACGCAAGGGAGUGGCCCGCUCCUCGUCGAGGUGGUCCACCAUCGCGCCGCUCAAACUUUCGUGUUAUUGUAGAAGGGCUCCCACCGACGGGGUCCUGGCAGGAUCUGAAGGACCAUUUGCGCGAAGCAGGUGAUGUGUGUUAUGCCGAUGUUGCUCGUGAUGGUACUGGGGUUGCGGAGUUUACGCGUUACGAUGAUAUGAAGUAUGCUGUGCGCAAGUUGGACGAUACAAAGUUCCGUUCUCAUGAGGGUGAAACCGCCUACAUCCGUGUUCGCGAAGACACUAGUGGUGGUGGUCGUAGUCGUUCAAGAAGUCGUUCUCGCAGUCCUCGUCGCUCAUCGCCACGGUACAGCCCACGUCGCUCGCGCUCUCACAGUCGCUCGCCAUCACGCUCACCAUCUCGCUCGCGUAGCCGCUCUCGCGAGUAA